This is a messenger RNA of Hypanus sabinus (Atlantic stingray), 1539 nucleotides long. RefSeq names its product apolipoprotein L1-like. Gene Ontology annotation, cellular component: membrane; extracellular region. The transcript is spliced from 3 exons. Gene Ontology annotation, molecular function: lipid binding. Gene Ontology annotation, biological process: lipoprotein metabolic process; lipid transport. Bases 91 to 1200 code for a protein of 369 amino acids. Lineage: Eukaryota; Metazoa; Chordata; Chondrichthyes; Myliobatiformes; Dasyatidae. The record is from RefSeq and is a predicted model, not a curated record.
GAUGGUUGGAACUCCUACAUGAUGUCCUGGGACUGGGAUGACUGACAACUACCAGCAUCUUCUUCAGAUCCACUAUUUCGGGAGAAUCCGAUGGAGACGGGUUUGCAGAAUGGAAAUGUGUCAGGAUCCAGGGACCAAGAUGAACUAAAACAGAGAACAAAGACCAUACAAGACUUUGUAAAUGAGUUUCCUAAAUGGGAACAUCGAAUGAACAGACAUAUACGUGAACUACAAGAGAUUGCAAAUGGUAUUGAUCGGUAUCAUAAAGGUGCAACAAUUGCGAAUGUUACCGGGUCAUCUGCGGGGGCUGUAGGUGGUGUCCUAACCCUGGCAGGAAUAAUCGCUGCUCCUUUCACAGCAGGCAUCUCCUUGGUCCUCACCGCUGUGGGAGCGAGUAUAGGUGGAGCUGGUGCUGCCACUAACUUGACAGCUGGCAUCACUGAAUAUGCUAAACGGUCGAUGAAACAAAAAAAAGUAGAUGAGAUCAUAAGACAAUAUAAAAGUGAUCAGAAGGAAAUGUCAGAACGCUUGACAGACAUCUGCAGUGAUCUCCAGUUCUUGAGUCAUUUCAUUGAGGAAGAAAUUACAGAAUGUGAUUAUAGUAAAGGCACAACGAGGGAUUUUCCAGCAAUCAGCAAAGCAAAGGAAGUCUCCAAUAAAUGCAGGGGAAAGCAUGUGACCACAGUCAAAGGCAGAUUGCAUUUACCAGGGGUGAGCAAGGCAAGGAAUGUUCUCAAUAAGUGCAAGAAAAAGUAUCUACUGGAAGUUAAAGCUGGAUUGCAAUCUGGUUCCAUCAGCAUGAAAACACUGAAUGUGACAACAUCACUAAUGGCCAAACAAGUAUUGAGCAAAACACCUGGCCUCAGAGAACUAGCUGAGAAACUGACAGCACUGAGUCACACUGCUCGAAAAACAAAGUACGCAAUGGAAACAGGAAACGUGAAACGUCUACUUUAUGGCACUCCCCUGGCUUUGUCCAAAACGACAAGAGCAGUUUCAGGAGUAGUGGGAGCACUCUUUAUAGCGUGGGAUAUCUACUCGAUUGCAAAGAACUCCAUUGAGCUCAGCAAGGGAAGUAAAUCUGAAGUAGCUAAAAAGAUACGAGCUGAAGCUCAGAAGAUGGAGGAUGCAUUAGAACUCUACGGGCACAUCUGUCAAUUUCUAAAGAAGUUCCUGAGAGAGACUGGGUCCAGGUAUUAGUAAAGUCCAGAGGGCUGAGUAGGAAAAGGAUGAAGAAGUGUCUCCUCUCUUCCACUCACGUGGCCAGGCUUCUUGUGGGAUCUCUUAUCCGGAGUAUCUUACCAAACCACUUCACCAUGUAAAGAACGGCAUGAUAGACAGAGGGCAGUGGUGGAAGGGUGUCAUUCUGGCUGGUGAUCUAUGACCAGGGGUGUUCCACAGGGAUCUCUGUUUGCAACAUAUAUCAAUGACUUGGACACAAAUAUUGACAGGUUGUUCAAUAAGUUUGCAGAUGACACACAAAUAGACAGAAGAAGAUCGUCAAAGGAUACUGUGGUAAACUAUGUGUGUACCUGUCUG